GAAUGUAUGGUGAAAGGCUAGCGCUUCCUUGCUUGUAUCCAGGGCCUUUGUGAAUAAACCAUGGGAUGUAUCGGCUCUCGAACCCUCACAGCAGAUGGAGUUCCCGUGCAGAAGGAUGGGGAACAGCAUGGCCGAGCAGACUUUUCAUGGGAUGGAAUCAAUUUGUCUAUGGAGGACACAACCUCAAUCCUCCCUCGGCUGAAGAAGCAGAACUCCAACGCCUAUGGAAUCGGCGCUCUGGCUAAGUCCUCUCUGACAGGUGUGUCAGGAGUGUCUCGCUCUAUGAAGGACAAGGUGACAAAGCCGACAGCGAUGGCCCAGGGGCGCGUGGCUCACAUGAUUGAGUGGCAGAGCUGGGGCAUGCAGACGGUGGGCGUGGGGGGCACAGGAGCGGGACGCACCUCCAGUCUGCACCUCCAACAAGAGCGCAAGCUGGAGAAUGACGCAUACAGCGACCUCAGUGACGGAGAGAAGGAGGCUCGCUUCGCCGCAGGUGUGCUUCAGCAGUUUGCGAUCUCUGAGGCGACGCUGCUGGCCUGGACCUCUAUGGACGGCGACAGCACAAGCGUUGGAUCUAAUCAGGGGAGCGUAGCCCACCUGAGCGAGGCCAACCAGGAAAGCAUCACCAGCCGAGACCAGAUAGUGCACCAUUCCUCUGCAGAGGUGUGGCCUCACAAUUACGUCUCCCAGGGUCUUUACUGCCUUUCUUCCUCUGAUGCUUGGGAGCCAAUUAGUAAUGAACAGUCAGGUGUGGCCUCUCCUGCCACCGGUUCAUAUGUCAUGGCUGUCGGGACUGAGGGAGGAUAUGACCCAAAUGCAGCAGCUCACUUCCUGUCCCAACAGCAACAGCAGCAGUACCAGUUACAGCAGAUCCAGCACCUGCAGCAGAUCCAUCAAUACCAGCAGCAACAGCUCCUGCAGUAUCAACAACAGCAACAGAUGUUGGAGCAAAGACUACAGAGUUCCACUCAGUCUUUACAAGCUACUCCCAACAGCACCAUCCACAGCCUGCCGCCCCUCACUCACCCGCCAUUAGUGGAUCUGUGGGGGGCAGCGCAGACAGAGGCCUAUCAGGCAGACAUGGUGGGCUACAUGGGUAUGCCUGUAGCAGUAGAUGGAAAUCUAACAGCCCCCACAGAGGAGGUGACGACAGAUCACUCACCUUUACUGGAAGCCCAGGAAGAGGAAGAGAUCAAAGAGGAAGAUAUUACGUUAUGUAUGGAACCAGAACCAGUGACAUUAAUUCCAUCUCCAGUAACGCAGAGAGAGGAAGUGACCUCAAUGGGAGGAAGCAGUCCAGGUCAAGCCCCUGGAGAAUUCAGCACAGAGCGCAAGGCGUCUGAUGUCUCACCGUCUGUAAUUGAAGAGCUUGAGGAAAAAGAGGAGGAGUCUGAAUCGUCGCCUGUAGACGUCACGGCAGCCAACUAAUUGGCCGGCAUGAGACUUGAGCUUGUUUUGACAUUUCAGUCAGCAUACUCAAACAAUAUCAACUCCUAUUUCAGGAAUCAAACACCAUUGUGAUGGAAUUCAAGUGACUGCUCGAACCCAAAAUGGAAAAGCAGAACUGAAAUGACUGCACUGCUUACGUGAAAACUAUGAUUUAUUUUUUGUAAGCCUUAUAUUAUGGAUGUCUGAAAAAGGAAGGCACAGAAUGGGAAAUCCUUGGGACUGAGAAAGGAGAGAAUGAGGAAAACCAAGUUGGAGGUAUGUAAUUCAGGAUGAUAAAUAUGAAGAACAUUCGGUUAAAUAUGUGCAUGCUUUUACAAGGAGUGAUGGCACUCGUUAUUCAAAAUAAAGAAACUAUAGUUAAUAAACCAUAAUGAUGAUAAUAAUAUGAUUAUUUUCUAAGAAAACAACAAAAAAUGAAAUAUAUAAUUGUAAAAUAGACAGUAACACAAGUUUUUACAACCCAUGCCCUUCAGAAUUUCAGUUCCCACACACCAUAAGAGAUCAAAUACACUCAAUACAACACAAAUGAUCCCUUUUCCUCUUCAGUUUUCACCCUGUUUACUUCCAAACACAAUCCUUUAUAUAUAAAAAACAAGAUUUGGCAGUUUAUGACACUGCUGGGAGAAACACUGGUUCAAUACAGAAGUUUCUGUGCUGUGAAACAUAAAAAUCAAUUAACUGAAACAAACCACUACACACUUCUGUCGGCUGUGUAUUCAAUAUGUAAGUAUGUAUUCAAACCCUCAUUAACUCAAGCCAAUAGAUG
Molecule: messenger RNA, 2215 nt
Organism: Sinocyclocheilus anshuiensis
Lineage: Eukaryota; Metazoa; Chordata; Actinopteri; Cypriniformes; Cyprinidae
Exons: 9
Coding region: 61-1428 (455 amino acids)
Source: RefSeq, a predicted model, not a curated record